This is a messenger RNA of Onychostoma macrolepis, 630 nucleotides long. Its product is annotated as cytochrome b-c1 complex subunit 10-like. The record is from RefSeq and is a predicted model, not a curated record. Lineage: Eukaryota; Metazoa; Chordata; Actinopteri; Cypriniformes; Cyprinidae. The transcript has 2 exons. Bases 107 to 286 code for a protein of 59 amino acids. Gene Ontology annotation, cellular component: mitochondrial inner membrane. Gene Ontology annotation, biological process: mitochondrial electron transport, ubiquinol to cytochrome c.
AGUUCCAGAAUUUUCUAUCAGGCUAAUAACGGGCAGCCCGGGGUCCUGAAACAGCCAUUUGAACUUGUUUACCUUCUGAAACGAACAGAGAGAGAAAGUUAGGGAUAUGAUGCAAAAAAUAAUAAAGCGUUUCGGACCCAAAUAUGUCUCCAUUGCCAGAACGUGGGUUCCCACGCUGGUCGGAUGGGGUACAGUUGGUGGCCUGGCUGUUGUCUAUUUUACAGACUGGCGGCUGAUUCUGGAUUAUGUUCCCUACAUUAGAGGCAAAUUCAAGAAGGACGACUAGUUGUCCAGCUCCUAUGGAUCUAUGGAAAUCGGUUGCUGUGCAUUUUUACAGGGAACAAUUAUAGCUGAUGCUUUAACUAGCCAGUAGACGGCGCUGGUGGUGCGACAUUCAGCCAUAAACACCGAGGAGGAUUUUCUGUCACUUUAAGACUUUAUUUAUGUGUUGGAUAAUACCUUAUAAUGUCCUAAUGGGUUCGACGGGAUGAUUAUGUGUAAAUCAGACUAGCAUGUCUUGCUAACAAGUUGUUGUCUGUACACUUAGCUUGAGUUUGCACAAUGAGCAUAAACUUUACCUGCAAGUGUUAUAUUGCGUUACUUUUGUGAAUAAAUGGUAAUGUUCCCCUG